Messenger RNA from Anopheles coluzzii, 8274 nucleotides. RefSeq names its product cytohesin-1 (gene step). Bases 923 to 3076 code for a protein of 717 amino acids. The record is from RefSeq and is a predicted model, not a curated record. Gene Ontology annotation, biological process: regulation of ARF protein signal transduction. Gene Ontology annotation, molecular function: guanyl-nucleotide exchange factor activity. NCBI's taxonomy places the organism in Eukaryota, Metazoa, Arthropoda, Insecta, Diptera, Culicidae. The transcript has 10 exons.
UUUUUUUUCUCUUCUUCUAUGUUUUGCUUUUCCCUACUCUACCCGCGCGCGUACACGAUUUGUCUCCCUCGUGUUUCGGCUCUACGGCAGUGUUCCAACGCGCUCGCUCGUGUCAGUACGAUCAGAGUUUUGUAGCCGGGCGCACACGCCAGGCAAACCCAGCAGCAGCAGCACCAGCGCGCGUGUGUGUAUUGGACCGCGAAUGUGCCGCGCUACGAUUUGUGUUGCUUCCGGCUGUGCUGUUUCGGCGGGGCCCGCGUUGUUUUGAUUGACAGAAACAUACGGUAGUAGUAGUAGGAAGGGAGGAAGGUUUGUGCGCUAACGGCGGAGCGGGGCAGCGGUCUAUUUGCAUCGGGGGAUGUCGAAAGUUCACAGCGAAAUUUAACCGUGUGCCAGAUUCUCUGACGCUUUAAUUGCAACAAAAUAUACCUCAACAACAGUGCAUUAGUAAGUGAGAUCGUUUAUGACAGUUCAAAAAACCGCCCCGAAAUUCGUUCAGUGACCAGCAGCGAAGCAGCGGCAGCAGCGGUGGAACACAAAUCAAAUGAAAACUCCAAGUGAAAGGACAAAGCGUUUGCUUGUCGUGACGACUGUGCCGCCAUCGGCGGGCGCCGCAUUCCUGCUGCCCGGCGGCGAUCAGAUGCGAGUUCGAUCGUGAAGUGCUGCAGCCUUGCCCAAAACCCAGCAGCCCAGCCGAGAUUCGCGUCUUAUUGCCGCACAGCUAGGCGCCCCAGUGUAAAUUUUGCCACUCACCGCGGUCUCCGUCAGCAAUUCAAACCAAUCAGAGAGCCGCGCAGAGAGAUAUAGCGUGUUAUUUAGUGUUUAGUGUAAUAGCACAGUGUGCAACAGUGACAACUCGCCCUCCAAGCGCGAUCCAAGCCAACAAGUGCCUGCGCUAGUCUCUCAGUGAAUCGGAGGCAACAUGUUCUCCUCAUUGCCACCGAGCGCCACCGGCGGCGAUGUCGUAGUCGGCAACGUCAAGAAAGGCCCGAGCAAUUGGUUCUGGUCGUUGCGCCGUCAGCCGAAGCCGAAAAAGGCGAUCCUCGAGCCGGACAAACCACUGCAAAAGAGCUGCGUCGAUCUACCGUCCGCCACUACGAACGGUGGCUCCCCCGGUCCGUUCGGAACGUUGCCAACCCCACUCGAUGAGGUGGUGUCCACCAGCAGUUCCACCAUCGAGCGUCCCUCACCCGCCUGUACGUGCGAGUACGUGCAGGUGUUCGAACCACCGGAAACGACGGGCAGCAUCUCCACGACUGCCACCAUCACGAAGACCGUGUCCCGGCACCACCAGCACGCCGACAAACUGCUCGAAUCUGCCUCGUCCGACAGCAAUCUUGCCUUAAGCUCUGCUGCCUCCUCUCCGUUGGAGGGUGCUACCAACGGGUUGCAACCGUACGCGACGAACAGUUUGCGGCGCCGGAAGGAACAGCAGGUCGUGUACGGUGCGAAAACGGUCACAACCGUCACGAAGACGACCGUACUGAACCGUCAGCGGACGUACCGGGUGGGGCUGAUCUUCAGUGAUAAUGGAGAGCUGCUAAACAGUAACCUCGACCUGCGACAGUUGGUGGAGGAGAGUAAGCGCAACUUCCUGAACGCGCUCGAGAACGGUGGUCCGGUGGGGGGGGAUGGUUCUGCCAUUCCACCACCGCCCCGGUUAGCGCAAGAACCGGCCAAAGAAGCUAACAACAACGAACGGUUAAAGGAUGCCGCCAGACGUCCGGAGUUGCAGCAACAGUUUAGCAUACUGGACGACAGCAACUUUGACUUCAUCGAUGACAGUGCCGAUCUGUUCAACCGCAACUACCCGCAUCAGCCGCCGCCGGUGUCGGCAUCAUCGGGCGGGCUAGAACCAAGGUCACUGGUCGCAGCGGCAACAUCGGCGGGAGCAGCUUCGACCUUCCCCAUUACCAAAGUGUUGCGUAUGUGCAACAACUGUAAAAAUAGAAGUAAUCUAGUCUACCAGCGAAGCUGCUCCCAGCCCCAUCGUAAGCAAAUCAACGAUGAGCUGAACGAGGUCGAGUCGGAGAUGAAAGCCCACGAAAGCAAGGAGGAGAACAAACAUUCCAACAAAGACAAACAGAUGGCGCUGGGGCGGAAAAAGUUCAACAUGGAUCCAAAGAAAGGAAUAGAAUUUUUAUACGAAAACCAGCUGCUAAGGACGGAUCCGCAGGACGUGGCACAGUUCCUAUACAAGGGAGAAGGUCUCAACAAAACGGCCAUCGGCGAUUAUCUGGGCGAAAAGAACGACUUUAACGAGCAGGUGUUGAAGGCCUUUGUAGAGUUACACGAUUUUACGAAUCUUAUACUGGUGCAAGCUUUAAGACAAUUCCUCUGGUCAUUCAGACUGCCCGGCGAGGCGCAGAAGAUCGAUCGCAUGAUGGAAUGCUUCGCCCAGCGGUACUGCCAGCUCAAUCCGGACAUCUUCACCAACACGGACACGUGCUACGUGUUGAGCUUUGCCAUCAUUAUGCUCAACACCUCGCUCCACAAUCCAUCGGUAAAAGAGAAGCCCACGGUUGAACAGUUCAUUUCCAUGAACCGUGGUAUCAACAAUGGAGGCGAUUUGCCGCGCGAACUGUUAGAGUCCCUGUACGAGUCGAUACGAGCUGAACCGUUUAAAAUACCUCAGGACGAUGGGAACGAUCUGAUGCACACCUUCUUCAACCCGGACAAGGAAGGCUGGCUGUGGAAGCAGGGCGGAAGAUACAAAUCGUGGAAGCGAAGAUGGUUUAUCCUGAACGAUAACUGUCUGUACUACUUCGAGUACACCACCGACAAGGAGCCGCGAGGGAUCAUUCCAUUGGAAAACAUUGCGGUGCGCGAGGUAACGGACCGGAGCAAACCGCACUGCUUCGAGCUGCACGCCAGCGGCGGGGCCGACAUCAUCAAGGCGUGCAAAACCGACAGCGAGGGUAAGGUGGUGGAAGGUAAGCACACCGUCUACCGGAUGUCGGCCGCGACCGAGGAGGAGCAGCAGGAGUGGAUCACCCGCCUGAACCAGUCGAUCAGCCACAACCCGUUCCACGACAUUCUAGUACAAAGGAAAAAGAAAGCCCUGGCCAAAAGUUAGUUAGCACUGUCCUGUUUGAAGAACUAAAACAAACAACAACAACAAAAAUGCCCCCAAUGCCCGAAUGAAAAUGAAAACAAAACCCAUUCCCUCCACUCCUUCGCUUCCCGUCCCACCAAAAUUUUCAAAAUCAAUCAGAAUGCAGGCGCUAAACACACACACAUUUAAAGGCCUAGAAAACGAAUUGUGAAAUCAAACUAAAAACAAACACAAAACAAUGCCCGCAAAUGUUCUCAUCCGCCACUGUUCCAUUAGGUUGCGAUCGGAGAGGCAAAAUUUAAUGUAUAAAAACAGCAAUCAGAGAGAAAAGGUAGAUUGGAAGAAUUUUCUUCUUCAAAAAUCGAUCGUCAGCCAACGAAAACUCUCUAAAUGCGUUGUAGAGAUCAAACUGAUGGACCCGUGGAAGAUGUUAACAUUGUUCCAUACCGCCAAAAGCGUUAAAUUCAAACUAACAAUUCAUUCUCACGGACGGCAUAUGAAGAAAAUAAGGAAAAAGAGAGAGAGAUAGAGAGAAGAAAAUCAAACGAAAAAAAAAACCCGUUCAGGCAACCAUCCAACAUGCAUCGGCUGCGCAUACGAUCGUGCUUUUCUUUCUAUUAACUGCUUAUACUGCUCCUGCUCCCCAAAUGCGGCCCAUGAUGGGGGGGGGGGGGGAAGCCAAAUCAUCUGCUUGUUUGUGUGUUUAUGUUGCGUUUGGUGUGUGGCUAGCGAGUGAUAAUACCCCAACAUUAUUUGUGGCCAUGUGUGUAUGUGCGUGCGUACGUGUGCUACCGCUCUGUGCUGCUGUAACCUCUGUAAGCUGGUUCCCUGUGUGGGACCAGCACAACUGGUGUGCGUGUGCGGUGGGAUGGGAUGGUUCCUAUCUGUUUUGAUUAAUUGUUUGUUCGUUUCGAGCGUUAGGUUAAGUUAGUUCGAUGAAAAAGUUAGUUAAAUUCCGGUUCAAGUGCGCUUUCGAUGUAAGAGAAGGAAGAAGGUAGAAGAUACUAGCCCCACACGCCGUCCCACGUUUAGAUUCAAUUGUCGUUGCUGCCGUUGCGUUCUGUUUAGAUUAAUACGCUCCCCCAUUUCGUUUGGUGUGGCGGCUUCGGUUCGUGGGCGCUUGGGGAGGCAGAUUUAAAUCAAAGGGGAUUGAAUGCUCCCGCCCCCCCCCCCCCCACAACUGUUCGUAUCAGCCUUUUUGCAACGGUGCAUUCCCAGCCCGGUGGAAUGUAUGUGUUUUAAUUUGUGUUAGGUCAGUAUUUCCGCUGCCGUGUCCUCGUGGUGGCAUCCCGUUGCUUUGCUGCUGCCUCCAUUCUCACAGUCAGUCGAUCGUUGGAGGUUGUUAAAGCAGCAGGUGAAAUUUAGGAGAAAAUAAGCGGAAAAUGUGUAGUAUGUUUAGGUAAACGGCGACAGUGAUCCAACCGUUGGAUCGUAACUGUGAUCAUGAAUGGAUAGCGUUAGAAAAAGAGAGAGAGAGAGAGCGAGCCACGUGAAAAUGCUUCUUUUUGCGCAAUAUAGGAACAAUGCAUGGACAAAACCACUCUACUACAUUGUAAAUAUACAUAUACAGUCAGCUAGCUAACCAUUAUUGAAAUGAGCUUUUUUGAGUGGUUGAGCUUUGGAGGGUUCAAUUUGUUUAGUUCCAUUGUCUCCAACCAGAUCAUGUCCCCUUUCACUGGUGUUGAGUGUUGAGUUGAUUGAUAAUUUACUCCUUAAAUUUCGAACAUAAAUCGUGCGUGGCAGACAACACAAAGCAUCAAUGCUGAUUAUGCCCAAUGAAACAAUGAACCCAAACCAUGUGUGUGUGAUGUAGGUGUGUAAUAUAUAAAACUAUAAGGUAGAAAGGAGUGCCGCAACCACAGCAUCAUAAGUAAGGAUUGCCUGCAAGGCAGUAUUUUAUAAUCCCACACCUUCUCAACAACGCCUCGGUUCUCUUUGGCACAUUGUUCCCCCUUUUUUCACACGCAAAUUUUGCCGCGUUUCCUUAUUUAUGGGCACCGACACCUCCACCGACCAGUGAACACAUACCCACACCCAUACAUAGUCCUCCCAGUCCUCCCACCGAGACACUGCUGCGCCCCCCGUAAAGCUACCUUUCCUCCUCGUGGUGUGUAAUUGUAACUAUCCCUAUUUAACUCGCGCAUACUCUCUUCCACUCAUACAAACACUGUACAACCGCCCUGUUUGUGUCAACUGCUCUGGCCUCUCUUGGCGGCAUUGAGCUGUAUAAAGCAGCACCACAAGAGGAAGCGGGAAAGUUUCCUUUAUACUACAUACGCAAUCACCAUUAUAAUUGUACUGGAAAAAGGACCGAAAGGUAGGGAUAAAAUAGGGAAGAGUUAAAUGAAAUGGAAGGACAAUGAGGAUAAAAACAAAGCUAAACAAGAAAAGUGAUUUUAAGGAGGACGAUACUAACUGAUGAUGAUAAUGCGGACGGUGUGUGGUGUUGUAGGCUAAAUUUAUAUAGCGCGCCUGUAGUUGUAAUCAUGGUACUGAACACACAUUAUAACUAGGUUUGGAAACAAGAAGAAUGGAGUGUAAAAGAAUAAGUGCGUGUUUUUGUUUGUAUUUUUUUUAAAUAAUUGUUGUAAAAUAGUGGUGGUUGCCGUAUAUUUUGUUUAUAAGUAAGUGCAACCACUAGAGAAAGAACAUGACAUUUUUGCCGUAGCUUUGGGAGGUUCAUUCGCAUGAUUCGUAUAUUUCAACAGAAACUGUACAGCCACUUCUUGUGUCGGCUUUAAUACCGGUGGGUUUCUCUUUUUUUAAAAAAGGGCAUUUCAAAAGCUCAUGUUAAUUCGUCGAAACUGUGAAAGUUAAUUUGCACAACCCCCGACUGAUGGGGAUUUGGUGUUACGAAUCUCAUCAAUUGCAAUUCCGCUAACGGUGUGCUGCUCCUGCUGUUUUACUCUAUUUGUUCUGGUUCCUUUUUUUCACUUUCCCACUUCCUGAAUCAUGCAAAAAUCAUUUCACACGUCAGCUGAUGAAAAUUGGAAGCAUUCCAAUGUAUCCAUUCGCUUAACAUCAGCAGUUGAAUGGGAGAGAGAGAGAGUGAGUGAAAAAAAGUCGAAUAAUACGAUAAUAAAUAGGAGCGAUGAGGGUUCGAUCGCUUGAUAAUGAUGAUUGAAAUUCGAUAAUAAAAAAAAACAGGGCGGAAGCAUAAAUAAUGACUACAAAAACUGCUCUCACUCUCUCAGCGCUUCGGACCCGUUAACGGGAUGGGUCGCGAUGGUGGACCAAAGCGUGUUGCAUCGAUUGUGCACUGUGUGGCGCAAAUCCUGCUGAUGAGGUCUGGCCUGUUAGUUUCGGCUUUUUUGUGUGUGUUUUCUUCACUCGGGGAAAAACUAUAAUAACGAAAUAAAAUUUCCCCUUUUUUCCGGUGUACUAUACCCCCGACGGCGGCCACACCAGUGAGGCGCACACUGCCCAUGGCACAAUUAAAAUGAUAUUUAAAACAGUCUCCUGCCCCGCAGCGUGGCAGAGCAGUAGUGGGUGGUGGUAGUAGCCAAGCGGUGGCUGUAUAUGAAUUAAUUCAAUUUAAAUUGAUUUUCAUCUGGUUUUGUGUCGAUUCGAUUUUCGCAAAUCUCACACACGGUUCCCCGAUCGUUACUGGCAUGGCUGGCUGGCUGGCUGGCUAUCGGUUCUCGUAUGCAGAGAGGCGGAUCCGGCUCCCCUUUUCAUCGCACUUUACCAAUAUGUAUCUGUUUCUCAUUUUAUUGUUUAUUUUGCUUUUCUGUACGAUAAAACCAUCCACUCGGUUAACUCUCUCUUUCUCUCUGUGUCCUCUUUAUUCUUUGUCCCAAACAAUCAAACGCUUUUGCUUUUGGAUUGGGGGGUGUUCAGGGUGUCGUCGCCUUGCAGCAGCAGCGAUACAAUUAGAUACUAUUGACCCAGUUCGGGAGUGCGUGCGAGUUGGACUUUCGGAUUCUCUCUAUUUGUCAUCCAAACUUUGGGCCAACUCUUUUUACGCCAUUUUUUUGCGCAGUUAGUUUACGCAGCGGUACAAUUAGUGUAUGGCGUGUAGUUUGUGUAAAUCAUAGAGUAAAACGGAGAUGAAACUCGGCUUUAUUUUAUCGCCAUGAGUUAUGGGCGUGUUGUGUUGUGAGUGCUGCACACAAUUAAAACACUGGUUUUGUUUUUGGGGGUGUGAUUGUAGUUCAUGUUCGAGUUACUACUGGUAGUGAUUAUUUUACUUCUAUUUUCUUUUUGUGUUGUAGCGUUUGGUUUGUUGCUUCUAGUCAGAUUGCACAAUUUGUCUAUCGUUUUAUUGCAUUUCAUAUAUAUUUAUGCAAGAGAUUUAGAGAGAAAGAUGAGUUGAGCUGUGGAGAGUGUAAUAAAAAUAAGCUUUAUCGUAUUUAUUUUAUUUGAAACUGUUAGGCCGGAUCAGCUUGUAGGCUAUAACAACGACAUGAAUGGUGCUAUGUUGUUAGUAUUUCUCAUCAUGAUUAGCAUUUUUUUUAAUGUAAAUUUGUAAAGCUCACACAACAUUGAGUAUUCAGAAUAGAUUAGAAGCAAUUAAUUUCAAAAUAACUUCUGAAAAAAGAUUUCCGAACAAUAGUUAAAAGUUCACAGAUCAUCACGUUGUUAAUAAAGCAUAUUGUUCCUUAUGGAAAGAAGUAAAAAAGACUAGAAAAGGGAAGUAUAAAACGAAAACCGAGGCAAGAUGCAACAAUUCAACAUAAAAAUAGAGAGGAAAACAAACAAUUGAAAGUACCAACGAAUGUAGAAAAGGAAAGGAAUAAGCUAAAUAAGUAAAAACAUAAGUAAAAAACUAAAAAAAAGUUUUAAAGUGCACUGAUUUAAAGACAUAAUAGUAUAAUUUACAAAAAAGCAGCUUAUAUUUUCAAUGUAAAUUUCAAUGUAAAGUUGUGAUCAUUUUACUAAGGGGAAUGUUGAUAGUACACCAAAACCUCAAUCACAACAUGUAAACUUGAGUUGCAAAUGAAAGGAAAAUGAGAUGAGUAGGGAUUAAAGUUGUUUUAAAAUAAGAUGAAAAAAGCCAAACAGAGGAGGUACAUAUUAUUACUUUUCCACCAUACAGCAUAUACUGCCAUCUCAUAAUCAAACGAGCAUAGUACACCACCUAAUCCACCGUUUACUACCACUACUCCACUACUUAACGCAAAGGUAGAGAUGUACCCUCCACUAUAGGACCAGUACCGUGCAUUUCUAUGAUACUAUUGUGUACUUGUGAGUUUGAAGUGCAAGUGUAAAAUUGUGGA